GAACGGUUCUGUAGAUCGUCAUUUACAUUUUUUAUAUACAGCCUUGCCCUGUAACUAAUUCCUCCUUUACUCCCAUUCUGCAUGCACGACCGACGGGAAAGCAUUCUGAUUAAUGGUGUCUCGAUCGGGGACGAGUUGGGUAUUGUCUAUGUUGUGGAGAAUGCACAGCAGUUCUGGUCGGAGCUCGAGGAUAUGGUGAAUCUACCGAAAGAGAAUAUACCUACACUCGAGCAGCUCGAUGGCACCCUGAAGCGUUACGUCGGGUUUUGUGCAUGCUAUCAUGAACAAUAUCUACAGAGCCCAUUACAGCUUGAACAUGCGUGCCAUUUCAUUCUGAACUCGGAACUCUUUUCAUUUCAUUCAGAGCGCAUGUGUGAUAUUUUGGUCAAAGAAACCCAGUCGAACACCAACCCCCAUUUCCAACUCAUUACCUAUAACAUUCUGCUGCACUUUGGACGACGGCGUACGGAUUUCUUUCGUUCCCACAAACGAUGGCAACCUCUGUUACCUCUACUGAUGGACCACGUUAUGGUGGAGAUUGAUUCAGAUUUGGAAGACGCAUAUCUUGGCAUUACUGGUAGUUCAAAUGGAGGAAGCACCACCGUGCCCGUGCCAAUCGAGGCGAAGCUCAGAAAUCUGGGAGUGAGAUUGCUUUACGAGGUAUGCAGGGUACAAAAAUUGAGCUUGCAAGACCUUGAGGUGUUUGACGAUUCUUUCAUCGAUUACCUCUUCGAUCUUGUGGAACAUACGCGACACAUGCAAGAUGACUCCUUCAACUAUUCCGUGAUCAAGCUACUUGUCGCUCUCAAUGAACAAUUCAUGAUGAUAUCCGUGAACAAUGGGACUACCAACGAUAGCAAACCCGAACCGCAUGCAGCGGCGAGCAACCGUGUUCUCCAUAUCCUGAUGCGAAGGCUUAACUGCUCAAAUACCUUUGGAGAGAAUAUGAUCUUUAUGUUAAACAGGGCCCAGCGCACACCGGAAGACCUUUGUAUGCAACUCCUUGUUCUCAAACUCAUCUACCUACUCUUCACGACGAAAGGAACCUCAGAGUAUUUCUACACCAAUGAUCUGUGCGUCCUUAUGGACGUCAUUCUACGUGAAAUCGUUGACUUGGAUGAGGAUAAUGAAUCGCUUCGUCAUACUUACCUUCGUGUCCUCCAUCCACUGCUCACCAAGACCCAGUUACGGGACGUUCCUUACAAACGCCCACAAAUCUUGUAUGCACUGGAGAGCAUCGGGGGUAUGCAAGAUGCAAAAUUUGGGUAUAUUGGUCGAAGGGAGGUAAAUCCGACCACUAAGAGACUGGUCGAAAGAUGCCUUGGAGGGGAUUGGUGCGUUCAACUGAGAAAAUCAACGGAGACGGCCGAUGAUUAUUCCGAUGGGUCUCGCUCCCACCUCGGAUUACCUUCCUCUGCCGAGCUGGGUUCGCCCAAAGGAGGCAAAGUCAAAACUUUGAAAACCUCGAAGAGCAUGGAAUUCCAGAAAAGAAAACAGCCGGUUUUAGGUUCUCCUACAGUGAUGACAUCUCAUCCCGCCUCAAAUACGUCGUUUGUACAACAGCAACAAACCUCUCCCCUUCGAUCACCAUAUUCGCCUCAGCCUUAUUCACCACUCGCCCCCCGAUCGCCGGUAGACCGCGUCGCAUCACAAAGGAGACCUAGUGACGGAAGCGUUUACAGCACACUUAGUUUACCUGGUGUCGCAAAUGCUAUUAUUCCCAGUGCCGAGGUCGAAGGAAUACCUUCCUAUCCCUCUGUCGACUCCCUGAACCAUACCGGCUACCUCGCUGGAGGCCCCAAGAUGAGACAUACCCAGCGUCCUAGAACUGGACCACCGGAGACACACUCUAGAGAAUCUCAGCGAUAUCACCAUCAAGGUGCUUCCAGUGAUCCAAGUUUGACUGUAACUGUUGCAACAGAAGUCGAGCCACGAAAGCAGAGGAGAAAUGCACCUCUACCGCCUGGUCCACCGAAGAGAAGGAAACCGCCCGCCAUCCCGGUGAGGGAAAGUAACUUGGGUGCUAUGCCGAACGGCAAGUCCACGAUUACUGCCAUAAAGUCCAGCGAGUGCUGAAUGAUGUCUUUUGGGACCCAAUUUUGAACUUUCUCCACGGAUCUUUUCUUAUCAUCACGAACAGAGCAUAAAUCUUUUGGGUUAGUUUUGGAUUCUCGCGUGAAUACCAUGAAUACCAUGCUAUAGAAAAUCCUCGUUAUGUUACUCUUUCAUGCAUUUAUAUUAUCGUUGCAGAUCACAGGUGUAGCUACUUUACAUUUACCAUCUAUAACCUCCAUAAUUGCCUGUAUAUCAUAUUAUUACCCUGUCGGCCAGAAUCCGGCUACUUACUCGAUAAUUAAC
Messenger RNA from Marasmius oreades (fairy-ring Marasmius), 2358 nucleotides. RefSeq lists its product as uncharacterized. Gene Ontology annotation, biological process: actin cortical patch assembly; actin cortical patch localization; endocytosis. The record is from RefSeq and is a predicted model, not a curated record. The transcript is spliced from 8 exons. Gene Ontology annotation, cellular component: actin cortical patch. Gene Ontology annotation, molecular function: Arp2/3 complex binding. NCBI's taxonomy places the organism in Eukaryota, Fungi, Basidiomycota, Agaricomycetes, Agaricales, Marasmiaceae. Bases 82 to 2076 code for a protein of 664 amino acids.